CUGAAACACACAUCUGAGGGAAAAGAAAAAAAAAGAAAAAAAAGGACGGUGAGAAGAAGACUCAGGAAUAUGAAGUUCUGAACAUUGUAGAGAAAGAGCUAGGCAUAGCGUUGAGGUCUGACACGGACAAAAUCCCAGAGACGACGACCGACAUAGCCAUGCCUGCUCAGCUCUGACUCGCCGCCUCUCCUCUCUUAUUCAUCGUGGUCCACCCUCUGAAUCCAAUAGCUAAGCUAUCUCUUCCCCUCUAUCUCUCUCUCAUUUCCCAUGUGUUGAUAUUUGCUCUGAAUCAAAAGCACGGCCAAGUCCUCGACUACUGUUUGGUCUAUCUGGUGAAGUCUGAAUUAUGAAAUGGACUGGGAGGUUUUUCAUGAGCUGGGUUUUGACAGAUGGGAAUGACCCUUAUUAAACACAGCCAUAUCCGAACGCCAUAAUUAUUAACCUCGCUAUAAUUAUCCCUGGUUUUGUUAAAUUCUCUCCCACAGAUAAACAGAGACCGGCCUUUUUAUCUCUCUGCUUCCUGGGUUCCAUGCACAGCUCGAUCAAUUCCUUCUGUCAAAAAGUAAGGUCAAUCGGAUUCUGAUCUCUUACUCUCUUGACACCUUAUUGUUGACCGGGAUAGACUGCAAAGUAUCUCCAAUUGGAUUUUGCUUAAUCUCUGAGGGAGAUAUUAUACCCUUACUGAUCCUUUUCUGGUUUCUAUUUGGUUAUUAAUGCUGGCUUAAUGAGUACUGGAUCGUACGGCCCCUCGGUUUUCUUGUGGUGGUGUGGGGUAGGUGGAAGGAAAAGAGAAGAGCCUUCAUAUAAAGAGAAGAGUGGUCAUAUAUGAACAAGAUUAGAGUCUUGAACUCUUGAAAUAAGAUCAUAUCAUCGUAAUCGCCCUUGGUUUUGCAAUACUGGGUUUGGUUGUCUUUGUAGUACAGAUUCUCAAGGGCCAGUGAUAGACACGUUGAGCCUGUUGAGUAGAGCGUAAGCUAGAAACGCUCCCGUUCCCUCAUCCUUAUAACCUCCUGCAUGCUAAGGCAUCCAACCCACCAUCAUCACAUCUUCAAUUCGGUCUCUUGUUCUGUAGUCAAAUUUUAGAUAAGAGCUUGAGGAUUAAGCAAAUAUGCAGGGAGAGCGAGACCAGCAGCAGCAGAACAACCAAGAACGGAAGGUGAACCAGCAGCAGCAACAGGGACAACAGCAACCGCAGCAGCAGCAGCACCAUGAGCCUCAGAAGUGUCCAAGGUGCGAGUCCCUCAACACCAAGUUCUGCUACUACAACAACUACAGCCUGUCCCAGCCCCGCUACUUCUGCAAGGCGUGCAGGAGGUACUGGACACAGGGUGGGACCCUCCGGAACGUCCCCGUCGGUGGGGGUUGCCGGAAAGGCAAGCGUGCCAAGACCAUGUCCUCAUCAUCAUCAGCCACCUCCUCUCGCUCGGUGCUUCAGCCGCAGCCGCAGCCACAAGACCACCACCAGUUGCAGCAGAGGCCAUUGAUGAUGUCAACAGGGCCAGCUGCCCUGAACUCUCUGGCUGGCUCCCAGUACUAUCCUGGUGGUACUGGGUAUUUGACAUCUAUGCCCUUUGCUCAAAGCCUCAACCAUCUUGGGGGUUCUGGUCAAUUGGGAUCAGGUGGUGGUGCUUCAAAUUUGGGACUGCUUCAUGGCUUCAAUGCCAUCUCUUCCUAUGGCCAGCGUCAGAUGCAAAGCCAGCUUUUUAAGGGCAACAUGGAGCCUCCACCUCCGUACCCAUCUGAGGAUCAUCGAGGCCUGUUGCUUCAACCAGCCAGGCCAAGUGGUUCUAUGACUGAUUGGCCUGAGAGCUUCAUCAACAAAUCUCAUGCUUCUGUUUCUGCUUCUGCGGCUGCAGCCUCAGCUGGUCAAAGCGCUCUGUGGACCACCACCAUGGGGCACAACACCAGCACCACCAGCGGUGCAGGCCCUUCUCUGAACUCAGCUCAGUGGCCUGAUGAUAUUGCCGGAUCUUUUGCCGCCGGCCCUCCUCAGUGAAACUUUCCGGCAUGCAAUGGCUCCCUCAGAACUCCAGAGAGUACCGCAAAUCAACUAGUCGUCUGUUUUUUUGUUCACUUUAAUUAGUAUACAAGAGAUGAAACUCUGUUCAGUUUCAUCGGGUUUAUGUACUAAAUUGGUUUUACUAGGUGGUUAUAAUUAAGUAAAAGUAAGGGUCUUGUUUUCUUCAUGAAGCAUAGAGUCAUUUUUUUUUGUCAAAUAAGCAUAGAGUCAUAGACUAUACAGAAGUUGGUCAUGUGGGUAUAGUGAUGAUUGUAACCGAAAACAGAUUAUAGCGGUCAUAAUUAUCACAUAUGUUGUAAGCGAAAAACAAAGUAUCAGAUAUGUUAUUAGCCUUUUGUUUUAUAUA
Molecule: messenger RNA, 2366 nt
Organism: Rosa chinensis
Lineage: Eukaryota; Viridiplantae; Streptophyta; Magnoliopsida; Rosales; Rosaceae
Product: dof zinc finger protein DOF1.4
Exons: 1
Coding region: 1109-1996 (295 amino acids)
Biological process (GO): regulation of DNA-templated transcription
Molecular function (GO): DNA-binding transcription factor activity; DNA binding
Source: RefSeq, a predicted model, not a curated record